Molecule: messenger RNA, 687 nt
Organism: Entamoeba invadens IP1
Lineage: Eukaryota; Evosea; Mastigamoebida; Endamoebidae
Exons: 2
Coding region: 1-687 (228 amino acids)
Source: RefSeq, a predicted model, not a curated record
AUGAAGAGAGUUGAUUUAAACACGAUCACGAGCUUAAAUGAAUAUUGCACGCGUUUUGGGAUAUCAAAGGCUCCGAUAAAAGAACUUGAAAAAAUCCAAACAGACGUUGACUAUGAAGUGGGUCUUCAACAAGUGUUUUCAUUCUAUCGCUGUCUAAAAACGUUGACUCAAAAAACAAGUUUGGGCAAAGUCGAACAAAACGGGUUUUAUGCAAAAGUGUUAAAGAACUCUGGUUUAAUUGAUGUUGGGAAAAAGACUCAACUCGACGAAAUAAUUGCAGACAAAAUCAUUUCAAUAACAGUUCCAACUUUUGAUAUCGGUGUAGUCAAUUUGGAAAACAAUGACUCAGUGUCUGUUAAAUAUGAAAUUGCUUUUGGAUUCAAACAAAAUGCGUUUGUAAAAGAGUUGCAUUAUAUCACAUCGUUUGUUGUCGACUGCACUAACCAGAUAGAUCAAGUCGAAGUCAAAACAAACCACAAGUGGACCAAUAAAACUAAAGACGGGUUCUUCUCACAACUCGAGGAGUUAGAUACACAACUCUUACUGAUCGAAAAGGUCAUUCCAUACUCAUACGACUAUUUCACGGGUGUGCUUCCACCAUUUGCUCUUGAUGAGGACGUUGAUGAACAAUUUGAUGAUUUAGACAAUUAUGGAGAUGAUUACGACGAGUACGACGAUUAUAUGUAA